GAGCAGGUCUCGAACCCUCGACCUUCGGAAAAAAAAGCAUGCUCGUGCGGCAUAGUCGAUUUCCGCGGUUAUAAACCCAGGGUCGUUACACUAUUCUAACAGCUGAUAGAGCUGUGAUCAUGAUUGAUAACUUCCAAUUGCAUUAACUAAACAUGGCCAUUAAUAAUUGUAUAAUAACACAAGGCUACAACAACAAUAAACUGAAGUUAUAGCCUAUUUAUUAAAUCAGUUUGCCAGCUCCGGUAGGCUACACAAGUGCAGCGCUCAGUCUCAACAUACGCACACCCCUCCGCCCCCACCCCACCACUAACACACUCAGCAACAGGCUGCCUUACUACCUGAUAGUGAGCAGCAGCAGGUCACAGUGAAAUAUUUGAAAGAAAAAUGCCAUGGCGGCCGCGGUGCAAUUUAGAAGUAGCCCAAAAACCUGCAACCCGCGAUCAAUACAGUUUGACCGGCGACAUCGUUUUGAAAGUAGCCAAUCAGGCAGCAAACUGGAGAUCGCAACCCUGCCUGCCAGAGUGCUGCUGUAUAAAGAGAAUAAAGAUAGUAUCUCCUAGCAACGCGAAUUCUAUCAACAAUACGUUAUGGGAUAUUCGUAUACGUCACUGUUGCCAUAGCUACGUCUCUGUCAAAUACACAGGUUUCAUUUCUUGUGUCAGGGGAGGCUAAAAUAAACAAUGGCUGAAAAAAAGUUCAAAGGAGCUCCGUUUGGAACACAGACAUCGAGGUUUGAUGUGUCAGCGGUCCAUCCAGCCAAUAAGAGAGUAGGGACCUACACAGAGAUCCCCUACUGCAAAAAUAUGACCAAUGACCUGGAGAGGCGGCUGGGGCCGGGGUACUAUGAUGCUGCAGGCCAUGGGGACUUCAGUAAACGGUCGGUGGCAGAGCGGGCCAAAGGGCCGGGGUGGCAGAGGGCCCAGGAGACUGCCAGGUUGGCAGCCAUACCUCACCUCCUCUACAGGGAGGCCUGGGAAAACAAACGCUUCCUGAAAACUAAAGUGGGUCCAGGAACCUACAGAGUAGCAGACUUUAUAGAGGAGCUGCAGAAGAAACCAGGCAGUGUGAGAGGAGUGUGUGACAGCAGGGAAGAGCGGUUCAGAAAUGCACAGAGCUGGACGCCAGGCCCUGGUUGCUAUGGUAAUAGGGGUGUUCCAUGGGCAGCGCUGGAGGAGAAGAGGUCGGGGUUAAAUGGGGCUCCUAGCAUGCACCUCAGCUCCUCACUGCAACGCUUCCCAGAAGGCAACAGUACAGACUGUGGGCUGAGUCCCUGUACCUAUACUCUAAAGAGCAGCACAGAGGCGUUGUUGGCCAGCGGCAGCAGCAGGAGAGGUGCAUAUGACCUCUUCACUGGACCACGAGACAAACCCAUCACCGCUGGAUACUUCGCUACCCCGAAGUGUGUAAAUCUAACUCCAGGGGAGUACCCUGGUGGGUGUGGGGGCUUUGGAGAGGAGUUGUGUCGUCGUGAAAAGCGGAACCACGGUGUGUUUGGAAUGUUGGAUCAGUACCCAGUUGUUCCAACAGAGAGAAUCUACCACAGCACCCUGUCCCAAUGCCCUCGACCUGCUACGUUCCCAGGGCCAGGGUGGUAUGAGGUCGUCUCUCCACAGUCCCGUCCAGAGAGUCACACCCAUCCCCCCUUCCUCUCCUCUGCCCCCCGUGCCAGCCGUAGGACAGAAAGAUUGCAGAACGGAAAUUAUAGCAUGGUUGGUCCUGGUCGUUAUGACAUUGCAGAAAAGGGGUGGAGUAAGACUGACAAUGGCUACACCUCCUCCUUCAAUUCCCGGACACAGAGAUAUCUUCACAAACCAGACAGAGACAAACACACACAGGAGAGGUUGCGUGCGAUAAAUGUUCCGGUGGACAGACUGAGUUUCCUGGUGCAGCCUGGAAGGAACACUUUGAUGAAAUCAGCUUAGACACACACACACACACAUACACACACACACAUCGAAGCAGCAUGGAACAAAAACUCCGGAUACAUGUUUUACAACCCAGCAGAUUUCAAGUUUAGUUUUUCAACUAUAUUAAAAUCAAUAUUGAUCAACAUGAGAUGUUUUUAUGUUUGGUAGAAAGUAGUAGAGAUUUGCUGUGGACAAAACCAACUUUAUUAUCAUCAUACACCAACAAAAACAUUUGUGGACAAUAGCAGUGAUCUCCUUUCUCUCUGCCAGGCAGUAGAAAUAACCAGAUUAGGGUUGGGGGUCAGAACAGGCAGGUGUUGGGGUUAGGGGUCAGAAGUUGUACACUACUGUUCAAAAGUUUGGGGUCAAUUAGAAAUGUCCUUGU
Molecule: messenger RNA, 2292 nt
Organism: Oncorhynchus mykiss (rainbow trout)
Lineage: Eukaryota; Metazoa; Chordata; Actinopteri; Salmoniformes; Salmonidae
Product: ciliary microtubule-associated protein 2
Source: RefSeq, a predicted model, not a curated record